Molecule: messenger RNA, 392 nt
Organism: Acaulospora morrowiae
Lineage: Eukaryota; Fungi; Glomeromycota; Glomeromycetes; Diversisporales; Acaulosporaceae
Source: the annotation of a GenBank genome assembly
CGAUCAUUGACGCUGAUGAUUUGCCAUUGAACGUAUCGCGUGAAACCCUGCAACAACAUAAGACCCUUCAACUGAUAAAGAAAAGCAUCAUCAAAAAAACGCUGGAGAUGAUCUCCAACCUCUCAAAGGAUGAGGAGAAAUAUAAGAAAUUCUUAAAAGAGUUUGGAGUUAGUCUUAAGGUUGGAGCGAUUGAGGACAACGGUAAUCGAAAGAAGAUUGCACAAUUAUUACGCUUUCCAUGUUCCAACAAAGAAGCAAAUUGGACGAGUUUGGAUGGGUACAUUAGCAGGAUGAAGAGUCAACAAAAAGAAAUAUAUUUUAUCACUGGAAGUUCUAUCGAAGAGAUUGAAAAAUCACCGUUCAUAGAAGGGUAUAUAAAACGCGGAUACGAG